AUAAUUUAACCAUCCAAAAUAUAUACAAAAUCAAAUGCACCUCUUCCACCUACAGUGUUGCAAGAGUCAGUUGGAGGUCGGCCGUGCGCGGAGCCUGUGAGGAAGUGUUCGAGGGCAGCCCUGUGCGGAGCCUGUGAGGAAGUGUUCGAGGGCGGCCCUGCGCGGAGCCUGUGAGGAAGUGUUCGAGGGUGGCCCUGCGCGGAGCCUGUGAGGAAGUGUUCGAGGGCGGCCCUGUGCGGAGCCUGUGAGGAAGUGUUCGAGGGCGGCCCUGUCGCGGAGCCUGUGAGGAAGUGUUCGAGGGUGGCCCUGCGCGGAGCCUGUGAGGAAGUGUUAUUGUGGCAACAGUAAACAUCGUUGCCGUCUGCAUGUGCAACUAUUUAUUCCCUUCUGGCAUUCCUGAAAUGAAAACCUUAAGAAAGCGGCACUAAUGAAACGCUUUUCGUCGAUACUGACAUACCAAUUGUACUCGCGUAGUACUCUUGGCACUGGAAGCAAGUCAUCGAGGUGGGAUGUUAAGGAGAGCGAGAGCAGAGCAGAGCCAGUCAGAGUGUAGCGUUGGUAGUGUGUGUGUGUGUGUGUGCGAGAGAGAGGGAAGCUCCUGUCAUCACUCUCAGUCAACUACUGCCUCGGUCACACCUACUUUUUUCUCGCUGCUGAGCAGUAACUGAUUUUCCAAGAGUCUAUAAAUGAAGUGAUAUAAUGUAGUGUGUUAAUGUUCAUUUGUAAAACUGUGAUUAUAAACUAGUGAGUCUAGAUAUUCCCUGGAAUAAAAUCGUCUGCAUGGAAACAUGUGACUCUCAAGUAAUGUGAAACAUUGAAAGAUCAUAGUGUGUUUAUGUGCAAUGAAUAAUGUAAUAAUUACUUUACUCAUGGGAAGUCUUAAAGACGUAUAUCUUCCGCCAGUAAUCUUAGCUGACAGAAAAUUAAUCUGAAUAAGACAAAUCUCUUGCUACGUGUUGGUAGAGUAUGCCUUCCUCCAGUGAGUGUACUUGAAUACAUCCACAUGGAGGGGCAGGAUAACAUCAACGUGGAUUCACCUGGGGAGGAAGAGAUGGACUCUCAUCCAGAACCCAGCCCCACAUUGGAGGAGUUCAGGAAGAGUCGUGGCUUUCGGCGUAGAAUGUCAGAAUCUGCUCGGGAGAUUCCUAGUGAGGGGCUGUCCCGGCUGGCUCGCCUGGGCAAUGGUAUCCGUCGCAGGUUGUCAGGUUCCACCCGCGAUGUGUCCACCACAGGGACAACAGCCGCUGAGAUGGCUGCUGAAGGUAAAAGUGGCGGUAAUGGCCUUCGACGCCACCUGUCUGCCUCCAUGAAGGAUCUCCUCCUCAAUGGGGACGCCGAGGGUCUGGGCCGGCGACUGUCCCGUCGUCUGUCCCUCCUAGCUGGGACAGUGGCUUCUAGGGCUGACAACACCCGAGGCUCCCUGAGGGCUAGACUUCCUAACCUACGGCGCUCUCGUACCUUCACUGUCACCCUCGUCCUCCCCGACUCUUCCCACAGGACAGUGAGUGUUGCUCUUUUGAGUAUCCUCGUUUUAACUUAUAACUUUGCAUCUAAUCGUAUUGGGUCAUUGCUUUUUCUUCGUGGCAAACAUCAUGUAAUCUCGACACAGAAAAACAUGCUUUCAAAUGUCAUCAUUUUUUCCUCUGUACACUGAAAAUAUUAAAUGUGUGAGCUUUAUUUUUA
Molecule: messenger RNA, 1683 nt
Organism: Cherax quadricarinatus
Lineage: Eukaryota; Metazoa; Arthropoda; Malacostraca; Decapoda; Parastacidae
Source: RefSeq, a predicted model, not a curated record